Fusarium odoratissimum NRRL 54006 is the source of this 1496-nucleotide messenger RNA. RefSeq lists its product as uncharacterized. Bases 268 to 594 code for a protein of 108 amino acids. NCBI's taxonomy places the organism in Eukaryota, Fungi, Ascomycota, Sordariomycetes, Hypocreales, Nectriaceae. The transcript has a single exon. The record is from RefSeq and is a predicted model, not a curated record.
GUUCGUCUUACACGACAAGACGUUUUUCAUAAGCUUUCUCCUCCACAUGUCCGAGCUUGUCUCAACUCCAGGAAAUUGCGGAGAAGUUGCUGAUUGUUAGUAUUCCAUUACGUACAGUUCCAACUUGCCAUCUCACAAGGAACAAGAAACCUCCCUACGUUGCGGGGGGAUCCAAUCAGCAGCAUAUUAUCUUCUUGGCCUUCGUCUGGGGGAGGGGCAAAAGACAAAGGCCAGAGACGGCUAUAAGCGGACUGGCGUUGCAAUUGAAUGCCUGCGAUUAUGACCCCAAUACCAAGCUUUCCAACUCCCCAACCAUUCUCCUCCAAGCCUUUCCAUCUAUCUCCCAAGACUUUUCCAAGACUCUCCCAAGACUUUCCCACAUGCCCUUUGUGGAAUGAUCAGUUCCCAAUCUCACUACUCGCCAAGCACACUGACGCCCGCAGACGAGAUCCUGACAUUCAAGGUUGUUCUGUUUGCUAUCGCAUCAGAUGCUUUCAUGUGGCCUUUCUCUAUCGUCUGUCAGUACCCAGCGUAGAUGUAUUUCGCAAAGGGAAACAGGAUGCACCGAUACGCCAUUUCAUAGCUUUAGGUUGAAUGAGUUUAACAACAAGUCAAGCCAUCCUGUUCACCUAUUUUAUUCAGUGGGCUCAAGUGGAUAUUCAAACGUAAUAAGUCGAUGCUCUGCGGGGUGAAGGCAUAUUCGCUUCAAUCGCCUGGGAUACGCUAUUCUCCAAGGUGAAAAGGCCCAUGUCGAACGUUGGCCGUAGCAUCGGCCGGACAUCGAGCUAUAGAGGGAUAGGCUCAAACACCCAUGGCCAUUCGCAAAUAUCCCUCGUUGUGAGGAAUAGGACUGAGUUGGAGCAAGACGAAACGAGGUAUCGGAAUCUUGCGGUUGGCGCGCACCGCUCGAGGGGGGAUUGCCCAUUGUCGUAUACUGUCCGAAAUACAGGCGACACCCAAAAUGUCGACAUGAGGCGUGGUCGACUCUUCUGAGUAAGUUUCCAGAACCUUUUCUUUUUGGGGUAGCAGGCGUUUGCACGGAAGCUAGUUAGGUACUCCAAACAGGCUACUUAGCGUGUAGGAUACAGGUUGCCUGUUUCUGCCUCCCGCCGCCUCUACGAUGAUUGAUUCGUUCGGAACCUGAGUCCGGUUAUGCUUAAUCGCCUCAUGCGGCAAUUGUAAGGAUGUCAUGCCCGGUUAUCUCCUGACGCUGCCUUCCAAAAAGUCCCCAUACAAUCGCGAUAUUACCUUAUAGCGUACGUCUUGGGACUAGAUAGAGGAGUUGGGAGUCUUGCUUUUGCAUGAGAUCGUUCCGAGGCAAUGGGUGGCAUGGAUCCUCGAUGGAACGUAGCAAUUGUCGGCUUGAUGAUCCAAGACACGGUCAGCCAAGAGAACGGGGCAAAAGAUAUAUCCACAGGAAAGCCAUGCACUAUUGCACUGUGAUGCUGAGAGAUAUUCGAUAGCUGGUGAGGAUGUCUGGCCAAAAAUUAGCCGCC